UUCCCCUGAACCAUCUUCUCCUCUCCUUGCUCCCCUUGCUGCCUUGCACCAUGUCUCAGGAUGGCGCCAGCCGGCCUGAAGACGUCGAGGGAAGCCAUGAUCGCGCCGCCUCCCCCGGCGGCAGCACGCCGGCCGGUGCUGGGUCGGCGACGGUGAAGACGGCUGCCUCCAGCUCCAGCUCCGUCAAGCCGGCCGGCGAGAACAACAGCUCCGGGUCGAAGCCGGCCAGCCCCGCGGUGAUCCAUGCCGGCGAGAACAGCAACGCCGGGUCAAAGCCUGCCAGCCCAGCGGUGGUCGACGCCGUUGAGAGCAACGCGGGGGAGGGAAAGGACGACGUCGCCGUAGGAGAAGGUGGCGGGGACGCUGCAGCAGCUGGCAGCGGCAGCGGCAGCGGCAAGGGCAAGAGCGCCAAGGAGGCGGAGGCGGAGCACGCGCUGCAUAUCUGGACGGAGAGGGAGCGGAGGAAGAAGAUGAAGAACAUGUUCAGCAGCCUGCACGCGCUCCUCCCCCAGCUCCCGGAAAAGGCUGACAAGGCCACCAUAGUGGGGGAAGCCGUGAGCUACAUCAGGACUCUGGAAGGCACGCUCCAGAGGCUGGAGAAGCUGAAGCUGGAGCGCAUGCGCGCGCAGCAGCUCGGUCUCGGCAGCAGCGCGGCACCCGCGUCGUCACCGAUGCGCCACGGCACACCGGCGCCAGCGACAAGGGAGGCGGCCUUGGCGGACAUGGCCCAGGGCUGGAACGCGCUGCGGGACGCCGCGGCGGGGGAGGGGAGCUCCGCCGCGCCCCCGGCGCCGUUCCAGACGUGGUCCGGGCCGAACGUCGUGGUGAGCGUGUCCGGCGGCGACGCGUUCAUCAACCUGUGCACGCCGCGGCAGCUGGGCCUGCUGACGAAAGCGCUGUUCGUGCUGGAGAAGCAUCGCAUCGACGUCGUGACGACGGACAUCUCGUCCGACCGGAACCGGAGCAUGUUCUCCAUCCAUGCGCGUGUAAGUCAACGGCAACCCUCCGCACACUUCUCGGAGAACCUGACGGCUGAAGACAGGUACAAGCUGGCAGUGUCAGAGCUGCUGCACUGGCUCGCCAAAUGA
Messenger RNA from Phragmites australis (common reed), 1088 nucleotides. RefSeq names its product transcription factor bHLH95-like. The transcript has 4 exons. The record is from RefSeq and is a predicted model, not a curated record. Gene Ontology annotation, molecular function: protein dimerization activity; DNA-binding transcription factor activity. Lineage: Eukaryota; Viridiplantae; Streptophyta; Magnoliopsida; Poales; Poaceae. Gene Ontology annotation, biological process: endosperm development; regulation of DNA-templated transcription. Bases 51 to 1088 code for a protein of 345 amino acids.